Equus caballus (horse) is the source of this 2326-nucleotide messenger RNA. It is a transcript of the gene RPL15, whose product is annotated as ribosomal protein L15. Gene Ontology annotation, biological process: cytoplasmic translation. The record is from RefSeq and is a predicted model, not a curated record. Lineage: Eukaryota; Metazoa; Chordata; Mammalia; Perissodactyla; Equidae. Gene Ontology annotation, molecular function: structural constituent of ribosome; RNA binding. Gene Ontology annotation, cellular component: cytosolic large ribosomal subunit; ribosome.
ACUACAUGUCCCAUGAGGCUCCGGGUGGCCGCAGCUUUCCACCGGAAAGAGGCUUGCUGAGGUGGGGGAGGAGCCCAAAAGGGAUUGUGGGAGAAAGGCUCUUUCCUUUCCGUCUGGCGGCAGCCAUCAGGUAAGCCAAGAUGGGCGCUUACAAGUACAUCCAGGAGCUAUGGAGGAAGAAGCAGUCGGACGUGAUGCGAUUUCUUCUCAGGGUGCGCUGCUGGCAGUACCGCCAGCUCUCGGCGCUCCACAGGGCGCCCCGCCCCACCCGGCCCGAUAAGGCGCGCAGACUGGGCUACAAGGCCAAGCAAGGUUAUGUCAUAUAUCGCAUUCGUGUGCGCCGUGGUGGCCGCAAACGCCCCGUUCCUAAGGGCGCGACCUACGGCAAGCCUGUGCAUCAUGGUGUUAACCAGCUCAAGUUUGCUCGAAGCCUUCAGUCUGUUGCCGAGGAACGAGCUGGACGCCACUGUGGGGCUCUGAGAGUUCUGAAUUCUUACUGGGUUGGCGAAGAUUCCACAUACAAAUUCUUUGAGGUGAUCCUCAUUGAUCCAUUCCAUAAGGCUAUUAGAAGAAAUCCUGAUACCCAGUGGAUCACCAAACCAGUCCACAAGCACAGGGAAAUGAGAGGGCUGACAUCUGCAGGCCGCAAGAGCCGUGGCCUUGGAAAGGGCCACAAGUUCCACCACACUAUUGGUGGUUCUCGCCGUGCAGCUUGGAGAAGGCGCAAUACUCUGCAGCUUCACCGUUACCGCUAAUAUAAGUAAUGUUUGUAAAAUUCUUACCUAAUAAACAAUUUAGGACAGUCAUGUCUGCUUAAAAGUGUUCUUUAAUUUGUCUGUUAAAACUAGUUGUCUGCAGUUUGUUUCAUGAAUGCAUUGUCAAAUUAUGAAAGUUAAAGUGCAAUAAUGUUUGAAAACUAUAAGUGACGGUGUAUCUUGUUUCUAAUAAGAUAAAUGCUUUCAUCUUUGCUUUAUCUUAUUAGGGAGUUUAUAUGUCAGUGUUUAAAAUGCUGUUUGGUAUAAUAAGUGUAAAAUAAAUUCUGUAACAGGAGUGCAGAAACUAGCCAUGUAGAUUUGUUGGUGCAUGUGAUGAAACCUACAGCUUUAUUGGGGUGAUGCAAUGCUCUCCUGGAUUACUCUCAACUGGCUGUUUUUGGAGUUUGGCAAAGACACAUUUUUUAAAUGGAUUUUGCUUGGAAAUGUGAAGGAUAUCCUGAUUAUCAUAUGCAGAAAAAUAAACUUGUCGAGGGUCCACAUUUUUAGGUCUUAAUAUUUCAUUUAUGUAACCACUGCUUGUGAAAGGAGAAAAGUUUAGAAUGCCACCAUUUUUAGGAGAAUUGAAUAAACCUGUUGCAAGAGGGUGCUCUUACAAGUUAAAAAUUUUGGUUAAACAAAAUUACCUUGGGCUCCACAGUGCAAUUGAAGUUCACAUAAAAGGUGGAGACUUCUGGUUUAUUCCCAUGACGGAGUUGUAGAAUACUGAAUUUUGUGCCAAGUAUUAACGAUAUUUACGCUGGUAUAUGUUGAAACUGAUGCGAAUUGAGCGUUAGGUGAAUGACAAGGGAAUUAAAGUUGAGGUUUGUAAGCUAGUCGUCAGUGCUAGGACUGGGAAACUGGUGGCCGUCAGAUAGCUUUCAAGUGUGAGGAUAGAAAAAGUCAGCUUUGAUGAAAAUUUUAAAUGCUUUGUAGUGCUGAAGUGACCAUUAUGAAUUCUUUAGCCACGUUAGGGGAAAAAUGGUUGGCUUUAAAGAUAACAUUGUUGCUCAGUCCAGUCAGUCAGGUAAUCUUGGGUCAACCCACUUUAUUCAUUCCCAUUAGGCUACUGAGAAAAGUUGGUGUUGAUAUGAGUUCAUGGUUUCCAAUCUUGUGUGUUUACAGUUAUUUUCUCAUCCCUGCUCAAACUACUCUCAAAAUCCUUACCAUUCCACAAACUUGCCAGGCCAUCAAUUGUGCCCAACUUAACCCUAAGCAUACCACCACGUUCUGUUUGCAUCAUGUCUUCCAGUAGACUGGGCUUCUGUCUCCCAGGGUGAAUUUGAGUGUAUAGGAAAUACAGAAGAGGAGUUGCCCCAAUUCUUUCCAGUUCUGGGUUUGCUGACUUAAAAAUAGGCAGUUUGAUUUCAAAAUUUAAUUGCUGGUUUCCUUAAACCAGUUUUUUGCCUGUUCAGGGGUCUUAGGUUCAGUUAAAUGAUUUCUAGAAAACGUGUAGCAGGCUCAUAAAACUGCUUGAGAACUAAAUUCCUUUCCAUUCAAAAAAAAAACUUAAACCAUAUAUUUUGUGUGUAGAGGUUGUUCAACUAAAGGAAUAAAUGUUUAUUAAACUAAAA